CACGGAUAUGUUGUAUAUUUAGACAUCUGCUCCAGAUGAUUUAAUAGUGACUGUACUUGCAGUAAAAGCCACGCGCUGUUACUUGCGCUCUAGAUUUGCGCAGUUUUUGCCUCGCUUGUGAAAUAUACCCACGCCUGAACGGAAGGACACACGUUUGAGGAAAUAAUCGGAUGGUGCAUUUUGCAGAAAGGGCAGGAGGAAUGACUUCCUCAAAUAGGAUGGUAACGCGUGUCUUUGGAGACACAGCGCGCGCGGUGCGCCUCAAGUUUGUCUGACUUUCUGCACUGAAUGCACAAACCGUAUCGUGUAAUUGCAUAACCGCUGGCGCAAACGAGAUAAAACUGGACCACGUUGUAAUAUGUAGUGAUGCGCGCUGCUUUAAUGAAUCGCAAGACGCUGGACGUCACAGGCACGCACCUCUCCGUGCCACAGGUGCGCACUAAACUUUGGUUAUUCAUUAUUGAUUAACGACGGAAAGAAAAGGAGGAACGCGCAGAGGGACAAAACAAUUACUCGCACUAUGGAGAUCAUGUCCAAUCAACCUACAGCAGAGGCGGGUGGCGACCACACCGCUGCGGCUUCCAUGUCUGCAGGCGUGGAGAGGGCUGAUGUGACCAGCCCGAGUCCGGUGACCAAACAGAGGUCCUUACGGGCGGUUUAUGUGCUGAAUGAUGGACUGAAGGCAGUGGCCGCGAACAGCCCGGAAUCCGGGGCGCUCCAGUGUCUCCAACGCGCCUGCGACGCGGAAAGUGCCAUAUUAACCACAGUAACUUUCGGACGAUUAGAUUUUGGGGAGACAACAGUGCUUGAUACAUUUUAUGACGCAGACAUUGCAGUUGUGGACAUGAGCGAUGUGUUCAGACAGCCCUCCCUGUUUUAUCACCUCGGUGUGCGUGAGAGCUUUGACAUGGCCAACAAUGUCAUCCUCUACCAUGACACGGAUCUUGACACUGCACAGUCGCUUAAGGACAUGGUGGCACAGAAAAACACAGUUGCAAGGCCAGUUAAAAUAGAAUUCCCAUGGGUCCAGUUGCCUCCCGAGUACAGGGGCUCCGGCCUAAGAAACAAAGCCUCCAGCGGGAACUACUAUUUCAUCCCCUACUUGAUGAUGCCCAACAACGAGUACUUGUGCUGUGAGAACGUGGCCCAGCGUAGAGCAUCGGAGUACAUGCAACCCAACUGGGACAACCUUCUUGGACCCCUGUGCGUCCCAUUGGUUGACCGCUUCGUCAGCUUGCUCAAAGACAUUCAUGUCACGUCUUGUGCUUCAUACAAAGACACCCUACUGAACGACAUCCGAAAAGCUCGAGAUAAAUACCAGGGUGAGGAGCUGGCCAAGGAGCUUUCCCGUAUCAAACUCCGCAUCGACAACACUGAGGUUUUGACUCAGGACAUUGUUAUGAACCUGCUUUUCUCCUACAGAGAUAUACAGGACUAUGAUGCUAUGGUUAAAUUGGUACAGACCAUUGAGAUGUUGCCCACCUGUGACUUGGCCAACCAGCCCAUGAUUCAGUUCCACUAUGCUUUUGCGCUCAAUAGGCGAAAUAGCCCUGGAGAUCGAGAGCAGGCAUUGCGUGUGAUGUUGCAGGUUCUUCAGUCAUGUGAUCACCCCGCACCUGACAUGUUCUGCUUGUGUGGCCGCAUCUAUAAGGACAUCUUCCUCGACUCUGACUGCAAGGACACCAAGAACAGGGACAACGCCAUCCAGUGGUAUAGAAAGGGCUUCGAGUUGCAGCCCACUCUCUAUUCUGGCAUUAAUCUGGCAGUGCUGCUUAUAGUGUCCGGGCAACAGUUUGAGACUUCCAUAGAACUCAGGAAGAUCGGUGUGAGGUUGAACAGUCUGCUCGGACGUAAAGGCAGUCUGGAGAAGAUGAAUAACUACUGGGACGUGGGGCAGUUCUUUACUGUCAGCAUGCUGGCCAAUGACAUCCCCAAAGCUGUGCAGGCUUCAGAGAAACUCUUCAAACUUAAACCACCCAUAUGGUACAUAUAUGGUCACUAUGGUACAUAUAGAAUAAACACUGAUGACACUGAUGACACUGAUAAGGGAAUACAUGAGUGGAACUUCACAGCAUCAUCCAUCAAAGGGAUUAGCAUCUCAAAAUUCGAUGAGCGCUGCUGCUUUUUGUAUGUCCAUGACAACUCGGACGACUUCCAGAUCUACUUCUCCACAGAGGACCAGUGUGGCAGGUUCUGCUCCAUGGUGAAGGAAUUGAUCACAGACGGAUCAGGAAAUGCUGUCGAGCUGGAGGGGGAGGGAGAAGGAGACACCCUGGAGUACGAGUACGACUACAAUGAGAAUGGCGACAGGGUGGUUUUAGGUAGGGGAACUUAUGGAGUGGUCUACGCAGGGAGAGACCUGAGUAACCAGGUGCGCAUUGCCAUCAAAGAGAUUCCAGAGAGAGACAGCAGGUAUUCCCAACCACUGCAUGAGGAAAUAGCCCUCCACAAGUACCUGAAACACAGGAACAUUGUUCAGUACCUGGGCUCGGUGUCAGAGGACGGAUAUAUCAAGAUCUUCAUGGAACAGGUCCCUGGAGGAAGUCUGUCAGCAUUGUUGCGUUCAAAGUGGGGUCCUCUGAAAGAAGCCACCAUAAUCUUCUACACUCGGCAGAUCUUGGAAGGACUUCGUUAUUUGCAUGAGAACCAGAUUGUUCAUCGGGACAUCAAGGGAGACAAUGUCUUAGUCAACACCUACAGUGGCGUGUUGAAAAUCUCAGACUUCGGCACGUCCAAGAGGCUGGCUGGAGUCAAUCCCUGCACAGAGACGUUCACUGGUACGUUACAGUAUAUGGCCCCUGAGAUCAUCGAUAAAGGCCCUCGAGGUUACGGGGCACCUGCUGAUAUCUGGUCCCUGGGCUGCACCAUCAUAGAGAUGGCCACAGGCAAACCUCCUUUCCAUGAGCUGGGAGAACCACAGGCUGCCAUGUUUAAGGUGGGCAUGUUUAAGAUCCAUCCAGAGAUCCCAGAGUCUCUUUCGUCAGAGGCCAAAUCCUUCAUUCUUGCAUGCUUUGAGCCUGACCCGAAUAAACGAGCAAUGGGCGGGGACCUGCUCAAGGAUCCAUUCCUGCGUCAAAACAUUAAAGGCAAAAAGAACAAGAUCGCUUUCAAACCUUCAGUGUGGCAAGACUACAUCCGCAGUGUUUCAUUGCCAGUACAGCUGCAGACGGAGGCCGCAGGGAGCAGCAGCAGUGAACCAGGCUCUGUGUCUCCCGACUGCGACUCCAAACAAGACGUGUUCUUUGAAAAGAAAAAACGCUCUAGCUCAGAGAACCUCAUCAAACCACCCAACUCAAACUUCCUCAGUGUUCCAGAUGAGAGUCCUACAGCAGAAGACCGCAGCUCUCCAGCCUCCUCUGAGAACAGCGACUCUGGCCUCUUCCUGCUGAAGAAAGACAGUGAAAGACGUGCCAUACUCUACAAGGUCCUCAAUGAGGACCAGGAUAAGGUGACGUCCAACCUCAUGGAGAACCACAUCCAGGGUCAGGAGGAGCUGAAGUUGUCAGUGGACCACAUUAAACAGAUCAUCUGCAUCUUACGGGACUUUAUACGUUGCCCUGAGCGACGUGUCAUGGCAAUGACUAUCUCAAAACUCAAGCUGGACCUGGACUUCGACAGCACAUCAAUCAACCAGAUCCAGCUGGUUCUGUUUGGUUUCCAGGACUCUGUAAAUAAAGUGUUGAGGAACCACCACAUUAAACCACACUGGAUGUUUGCCAUGGACAACAUCAUCAGACGGGCUGUACAGGCAGCUGUUACGAUUUUAAUUCCAGAGCUACUGACACAUUUUGGGCCUGCAUCGGAAAGUGAGGGUGCAGAUAAGGACGCAGAUGAAGUUGAUGAAGAGGAUGAUGGGGACUUUGGAUCAGUGGCACGUACGACCCAGGAAGAUCAAGCCCUCACGUCUGGAGUCAGCACCCUCAGUUCAGUCAUAUCCCAUGAGGCUCAGCGGCCACAGCACCCGCUGGGAGCCCAGCUUGGACGCCUCAAACAGGAAACCAGCAGGCUGCUUGAAGAACUGGUACAGAAGGAGAGAGAAUAUCAGCAGGUACUGAGACAAACUCUCCAACAGCGGGUACACGACAUUGAGCUUAUCAGGAUCAGACAACAGCCUUCUGCAGAGAUGCCCUCAACCCCCUCUAUAUUUCACAUUGCCGCACAUCCCAAGCCUGACAAGAAGCUCACUGAUUGGCUGAAGGAGCAGGGUGCCGACUCUGACACCAUAGACAAGAAACUGAAGAUUCAUGCCAAGUUCUUGUGGUUUCUGUCUGUGUCUGACAAGUUUGUUGAAGAAGAUUUUACGCUCAACGACAUUCUUUGCGAUGUUACAAAAGAAGACCUGCGCUGCCUGAGGCUUAGGGGAGGAGCGCUGUGUCGUAUCUGGAAAGCCAUUCAGAGACACCGUAAUAAAGGGCUUAAAAUGACAAGGGAAAUUCAGAAGGAUGAAAGCAGCGAGAGGUUGCUGUUAACUGACACCUGAGCCAGCAUUAUAAUACAUUCACACAAACAUCCCUAUAAUGAGAGACCCUUACUGGCCCAAACCUUGUAAUUAUGUCAUGCUCUGCCCCAGUUGGACAGCUAUGGCCUAAUGUUUUUGUGCUAUUUUUAGUAUAGGUUUUCAGCCUCUCCAUCUCAUUUCCAUUCGAUUUCAAUAGGAAAAGCAAUGAGGAUGUAAACGGCUCUAUCUAGGAAAGACUGCACUUUCCGAUUUUUUACACUGCCAGGACAAGAGGGGUCAUGUGACCCUCUCCAAGUGACUUGGGAAUGGGCCUAGGACGGCAGAGCAAAACAGUGUUACCUACUUAACGUAGGACUUCAGAUCAUGCCAUUUUAAAUGAGAAAAUCUAUGUUUAUAUUUGUUUUAGCUUAACAAGUCUGGAAAAUGUAUUAUUCAUUAUAAAACAUUAUGUAUGUAUGUAUGUAUUUUUUUUUUUUGAGGAACUGUCUGUACAAAAUGACCACACACCUCUCGGACCAGGGCUAAAGAGCCUCUUUUAGAUGUAUUUUGAAAAGUUUGGAUGUAAUUACCCCAGUAUGUAGAUAAAUAAACAUGAACUAGUCAUAACAUUCAGUUGCAAUUUGAGUAGCUAUGGCACUCAAUAGUUGCUUGUACUUCAAGUGUUGCUCGACUGUCUUUUUUUUAUUUAUUUUUAUUUUUUUGUAAAAAUGUGCAAGACCAGGCUUGCUGAAGGCAUACCAAGUGGUUUUCUUAAACCGCCAACCACUUUUUACAAACAUAUAUCCUCUUUCUUAAGAAUGAAGGGGCCUUUUGUGUCAGUAGCAGUUCAAAUUCAGGUUCAUUCUAUAGUCUGAAUGGAUCACAGCACCAAAAGUGCUUAUCCAGGAUUUACAGAUUCUUAUAUAUGAUUUUUUGUUCAUUUUU
Messenger RNA from Sinocyclocheilus grahami, 5383 nucleotides. RefSeq names its product mitogen-activated protein kinase kinase kinase 15-like. The transcript has 29 exons. Bases 521 to 4480 code for a protein of 1319 amino acids. The record is from RefSeq and is a predicted model, not a curated record. NCBI's taxonomy places the organism in Eukaryota, Metazoa, Chordata, Actinopteri, Cypriniformes, Cyprinidae. Gene Ontology annotation, molecular function: MAP kinase kinase kinase activity; ATP binding. Gene Ontology annotation, biological process: protein phosphorylation; cellular response to stress; MAPK cascade.